AUGGGAAAACGGGUCAGCUCCAAAUCAUUCCGCAAUCUGAUUUUCCUGUUUCUUCUAAUCUUACAAACUUGUCCAAAUCUUACUAAGGCUGGUUCAAUAGUCAGCUCUCUUCCGGGAUUUCAAGGACCUCUGCCAUUUGAGCUAGAAACAGGGUACAUUGGGGUUGGUGAAUCAGAGGAUGUGCAGCUUUUCUACUACUUCAUCAAGUCAGAAUCCAAUCCUGAAACCGACCCGCUUUUGCUUUGGUUAACUGGAGGCCCUGGUUGCACUUCAUUUUGUAGCGUAGCUUAUGAGAUUGGGCCAAUAAAGUUUGAACCUUUCCUCUAUGAUGGGACUUUGCCCAAGUUGAUACUGAAUCCAUAUUCUUGGACAAAGGUCGCAAGCAUUAUAUUUGUGGAUCAGCCGGUAGGAACUGGUUUCUCUUAUGCCAAGACUGCAAAAGCUUCUCAGUCUACUACAUCAAAAAAUUCUGAUCAACUGUAUGAAUUCCUAAAGAAGUGGCUGAUUGAUCACCCCGAAUUCAUUUCAAAUCCAUUCUAUGUCGGUGGAAACUCUUACGGAGGCGUUAUGGUUCCUAUUGUUUCUCAACUUAUAUCAAAUGGAAACGAGGUUGAAGUUGAACCAAUAAUUAAUCUGAAGGGUUAUAUGGUUGGAAACCCAGGGACAGGCAAUGGAAACUAUGCAGUCCCACAUGCUCAUGGAUUAGGGCUAAUUUCGAAUGAACUCUACCAAUCCUUGAAAGACAGUUGCAAAGGGGAAUAUCAAAGAAUAGAUCCCAAUAAUGCACUCUGCUUACAACACAUGCAGACAUACGAUCAGUUGCUUAGUGGUGUUAAUCCUCCACAUAUCCUGGAGAGAAGUUGUCCUUUUGCUUCGCCUGGACCAACCAAAAAAUUUGGUGAGAAAAUACCCACUAUUGAAAUUUAUUCACAGAAGGUCCAAGAGCUCAGAAUUCAAGAACGUACUCCAAUUAAAUGUCGAAUGGACGGGUAUAAGUUGGCUUACCACUGGUCUAACAACAAAAAUGUCCAGGAAGCUCUACAUAUUCGCGAGGGAAGCAUUGGUGAGUGGGUACGAUGUAACCUCAGUUUGUCAUUCACGGAUGAUGUGGACAAUGUUGUACCAUAUCAUGCUAACCUUAGCAUUAAAGGUUACCGAUCCCUUGUAUACAGUGGCGACCAUGAUAUGAUCGUACCUCAUUUGGAAACUCAAGCGUGGAUUAAGUCUCUAAAUUACCAAAUCAUUGAUGAUUGGAGGCAAUGGAUUGUUGAGGACCAAGUCGCCGGGUAUACUUAA
Molecule: messenger RNA, 1296 nt
Organism: Oldenlandia corymbosa var. corymbosa
Lineage: Eukaryota; Viridiplantae; Streptophyta; Magnoliopsida; Gentianales; Rubiaceae
Source: the annotation of a GenBank genome assembly